UGCAGAGCGCGGUGGGCGGGGCCGAGGAGUCGCGUGUCGUGCGCAGAGCGCGGUGGGCGGGGCCGAAGAGUUGCGUGUCGUGCGCAGAGCGCGUGUGGCGCAGCGCAGAGGAGGAACAUAAACAGUUGGAGUCACGUCUCCGAGAGGCCAUGAGCAGCAGCGAGUGCUUCGGAUGCGGCCGCACGGGCCACUGGAUCAAGAACUGUCCCAGCGCGGGCCGCGGCCGAGGAAAGGGUCGAGGCCGAGGGAAAGAUCUGUUCUGCUAUCGCUGCGGAGAGCCCGGCCACGUGGCCAGAGACUGUGAGAGGACCGAGGACGCGUGCUACAACUGCGGCAGGAGCGGUCACAUCUCCAGAGACUGCAAGGAGCCCAAGAAGGAGCGCGAGCAGGUGUGCUACAACUGUGGUAAAGCUGGACACAUGGCCCGCGACUGUGACCACGCUAACGAGCAGAAGUGCUACUCCUGCGGCGGCUUCGGACACAUCCAGAAGGGCUGCGAGAAGGUCAAGUGCUACAGGUGUGGAGAGAUCGGACACGUGGCCGUCCAGUGCAGCAAGGCCAGCGAGGUCAACUGCUACAACUGUGGCAAGUCUGGUCAUGUGGCUAAAGAGUGCAGCAUCGAGGCCAGCGCUUAGCCCCGGCUCCUCCAUCGCCUCCUUUUCCUGAUUGAUGGUUGUUUUGUCUCUGAAUCCUCUUCACUGGCCAGCGGCUGCUGAUAGAGGCUCUUCCCAGGCCAGUGAGCUCUUGACAUGUUAAAGGAGGAAAGGGGUGGAAAAACACUUUCCACUUUCUGCAUUUAAUACAAAAAAAAGUUUAUGUUUAGUUUGGUAGAGGUGUAAUGUAUAAUGCUUUGUUAAAGAACCCCCUUUCCGUGCCGCUGGUGAACAGGGAUGUGUGAGGUGUGUUUGUGGAGUAGACAGGCCUCGGAGACAUCAGGAAGAACACACGGUAAUAACAACCACACAGACAUCAGGGAGCGCUCGCUUCUGAAUGAUGUGCAGUUUAGUGUUCUGGAUUGACCUGGAGAAGCAGCACAGGUCACAUCCGGUCGGGUCUGUCCGGCUCAGACCUAACCGCUGGAUGGAGAACAAUAAUGAAUACACAACAAGUGAUAUAACGCAGAUAACUUUAAAGCAUAUUCUGGAAACCUUGAGUAAUAACAGGACAUGAAAUCCUUUGUAAAGCACGGGCUGUUGGGUCAGUUCAUUACCCCAGGUGAUGAUGGACAGAGGUCAGGUCAAGUCGCUCUACACAAAGUGAACACUUCAGCAAGAGAAGAAAUAGAGUCGAAGAAAGGUGAAUCUUUUCACAGAAAUCAAAAAGAUAUUUUUGUACAAUAUCACUUAGGCUACUCUAAAAAUAAUAAUAAUAAAACACUUUGAUUUGCUUGUACUCAGUUUUUAAGUCGGAGGGUGAAUGCAACUGAAGUUGUAGGACAUAGAAAUGUAAUUUAAACUCAAUAAAUCUGGAGGAGGAAGGGG
Carassius carassius (crucian carp) is the source of this 1481-nucleotide messenger RNA. Its product is annotated as CCHC-type zinc finger nucleic acid binding protein-like. Gene Ontology annotation, biological process: positive regulation of cytoplasmic translation. The transcript is spliced from 5 exons. Gene Ontology annotation, molecular function: mRNA binding; zinc ion binding; single-stranded RNA binding. Bases 150 to 635 code for a protein of 161 amino acids. Lineage: Eukaryota; Metazoa; Chordata; Actinopteri; Cypriniformes; Cyprinidae. Gene Ontology annotation, cellular component: cytoplasm. The record is from RefSeq and is a predicted model, not a curated record.